ACUAUACUCCUUUCAAUCUUUCCUCUUUUUUUCCUUAGUUUUACCAAAAACAAAAUGAUGCCCAGACCCAGUCUUUUGAAUCUCUUUUGAUCACAAUUUAUUUUAUUUUUUAUUUGGGAUUUGAGAGGUUUUUUUUUUUUUUAAAAAAAAUUGUUUCCAUUCUUAAAGUUUUGGAGAUAUAAAGAGAAAAAUAGACCUUAGGGUUAAUUUGUGGUUAGAAAAUAAAGAGAUUUUCUUCUCUUUUUUUUUUUUGGUCCCAAAAUAAAGAAAUUGAUACUUCAAAAAUAGAAAGAUUCUAAGCGUUUUUGUUCUGUUAAUCCUUUUAGGGUUUUUUGAACUUUUUUUUUGUUCCUUUUUUGCCGUUUUUACAGCUUUGAUUAUUCCCUUCUUCUUCCUUUAACCUGAAAUUUUUUGUUCUAUUGACUGUAGUACGUUCUUAAGUUGUGAAUUCCAUUGGAAAAUCUAUCUGGGUUUUCCUUAAAAUAUAAUUUCUAUUGAAUAUCUAUACAUAAUUUUCCUUUAUAUAUCUGAGCCCAACUAGAAGAACCAUUUGAAGUAUUUUUUAUCUUUUAUUUUUAAUCUUUGGUGAGUUUUUUUUUUUUUGGCUGUUUUAAGCUUUUAGGGUUUUGCAGCAUUUUUUUUUUAAAAGUAGGAGAUGGUGAGAGGCAAAAUUCAGAUGAAGCGAAUUGAAAAUGCAACGAGCCGGCAAGUCACCUUCUCUAAGCGACGAAACGGGUUGUUGAAGAAGGCUUAUGAACUAUAUGUUCUAUGCGAUGCUGAAGUAGCUGUCAUCAUAUUUUCUCAUAAAGGAAAACUCUACGAGUUCUCAAGUUCCGACAACAUGCAAAACACCAUAGAACGAUACCGUCAGUACAAGAAAGAUGUCCAGAGUAACAUCCCUGAAUUUGACAGAUACACACAGCAACUAAGGCUUGAAGCAGAAAAUAUGGCCAAGAAGAUUGAGUUCCUUGAGGUUUCUAAAAGGAGAAUGUUGGGUCAAAAUCUUGGUUCUUGUUCUAUUGAUGAACUUCAAGAGGUUGAAAACCAGCUUGAACGCAGCUUAAGAAACAUUAGGGCAAGAAAGGGCUAUUUAUUCAAGGAGCAGAUACUGCAACUAAAAGCUAAGAUAUAUGCAAGAGGAGAAUGCCAAGUUAUCUGCUAAGAACAAUGGUACAACAUGCAGCCAGCAGAACGCGGAGGUGGAGACAGAACUGUUCCUCGGGUUGCCGGAAAACCGCUGUUCCUAGCAGGUAGGUCUUUGGAUAUGGAAUGAAAAUGAUAUUCCCUAUUGGAAUAAUGCUUGCUUGUACGUUAUCGCCAUUGCUACUGGUUGUAUCACUUGGAUGGAUGGAUGUAUGUAUAUAUAUAUAUAUAUAUCCUCGAAGCUCACCCAGAAACUGGACAUCAGUACAUGGGACAAAGCACGAUGGGGAAAAACAGAUCUUAAUUCAAUGUCGGUUUUUUGCUGAUUAUUCAUCUUCACUUACAACAAAUAAUGGUACUAUAUAUAUGUAUGUAUAUAAAAUAAUUAUUAAAUAUGAAAUAGAAUUAAAAUUUUACAAUAGAAAA
Molecule: messenger RNA, 1569 nt
Organism: Gossypium arboreum
Lineage: Eukaryota; Viridiplantae; Streptophyta; Magnoliopsida; Malvales; Malvaceae
Product: MADS-box protein SOC1-like
Exons: 7
Coding region: 656-1162 (168 amino acids)
Biological process (GO): positive regulation of transcription by RNA polymerase II
Cellular component (GO): nucleus
Molecular function (GO): protein dimerization activity; RNA polymerase II cis-regulatory region sequence-specific DNA binding; DNA-binding transcription factor activity, RNA polymerase II-specific
Source: RefSeq, a predicted model, not a curated record